Messenger RNA from Megalopta genalis, 1878 nucleotides. Its product is annotated as porphobilinogen deaminase-like protein l(3)02640. Gene Ontology annotation, cellular component: cytoplasm. Lineage: Eukaryota; Metazoa; Arthropoda; Insecta; Hymenoptera; Halictidae. Gene Ontology annotation, biological process: heme biosynthetic process. Gene Ontology annotation, molecular function: hydroxymethylbilane synthase activity. The record is from RefSeq and is a predicted model, not a curated record.
CUGCCUCUGCCACUGUGCCACUCACUGCGAUUUACAAUACAGAACACAUACAUACAGAUACAGUUCAGUUCAUGGUUCUUCAGUCUUCAGCCUUCAGUCCUUCAACACUGGUGUGCAAUAACAUUUCAUGACAGAAGGAUAGUACGAACAAGGAUGUAGAAUCUUCCGUGUCUGCAAUUCCAUUUAAUUUCACGUUCUGCUGCAGUGUCAGUAACUGUGAAAUAAUCUUCCAGUUGUCAUUUAAUAUUUAAAUGCUUUAAAACCGUCAUAUCCUGUUUUCCAUUAAUGCAUUAAACUUGUCGCGUGAAUGUACCAGAGGGUAACAUGCAAGUGAAAUGAAAGUUCUCUGUGUCUUUGACCUAAUUCAGUUCCUCGUGCCUUCGAAAGAAAAAUGUACAUUCCAAAAUAGUAUAAAAACCAUUACAUAACGAUAAUCGAAGAUAAUAGCAUAUUGUAAGUCAGUACGUGAGUGAAAUAGAAAUUUAAAUUGCCGUAAUGACGAGCGCGGACACACGUGACGUAAUCCGUGUCGGAUCUCGGAAAAGCGAGUUGGCAUUAAUUCAAACAAGGCAUGUUAUACAGUGUUUGAAAGAGUAUCAUCCAAAAAAGGAAUUUGAAAUAGUUACGAUGUCUACCAAAGGAGAUAGGAUUUUGGAUAAAUCUUUACCAAAAAUUGGUGAGAAGUCUUUGUUUACGGAAGAAUUAGAGCUAGCUUUAGAAAAUGGGCGUGUUGAUUUUUUAGUACAUUCAUUGAAAGAUUUACCCACAUCCCUGCCAGAGGGAAUGGCUCUAGGUGCAAUAUUAAAACGUGAAGAUCCACGUGAUGCAGUUGUUAUGUCUAAAAAAUAUAAGGACAAAACAUUAUCUAUGUUGCCUGAAGGUUGUGUAAUUGGCACAAGUUCAUUGCGUAGAUCAGCUCAGUUAGCUAGAAAUAUGCCACAUUUAAAAGUAGAAAGUAUUCGUGGUAACUUAAACACUAGAUUGAAAAAGUUAGAUGAUAAAGAGGGACCUUUUGCAGCUAUUAUUUUGGCAGCUGCUGGUUUAAAGAGAAUGAAUUGGGAAGAUAGAAUAAGUGAGUUGUUAGAACCAGAGGAUACAAUGUAUGCUGUGGGACAAGGCGCAUUAGGAGUUGAAUGCCGGGAGUCUGAUUUGGAAUUAUUGCCCCUUUUGGAACCUCUGUACGAUGUAGAAACAACAAUAAGAUGUGUAUGCGAACGUUCUUUCUUGAAAACAUUAGGUGGCGGAUGUUCUGCACCUGUUGCGGUUUCUUCGACAUUGGUAGACAAAGAACUUACUAUUACUGGUGCAGUAUGGUCUUUGGAUGGACAAAAAGAGAUCAAAGACACUUUAAAAAGUAAACUGUACAUACCUGACGACGACGGUAAACCUCCACGAAAAUGUCCAUAUCGUGAACCGAAGCUGUACUGUAGCGUUACACCCGGUAAAGUAAGCGGCAUAAGUUUAAUGGGUGCUGAACAACUAGGAAAAGAUCUUGCAAAGUGCCUUAUAAAGAAAAAUGCUCUACAAGUUAUGGUUCAGGCGAGAAAUGAAAUUUUGAAUUCGAAGUAGAAUCGAUACGUAGCAUUGUAAGAAUUAGUUUUUCUUGAUAAUGGAACAAUAUGUUGAAUUUUGAACAACUACAGGUAGUUGGUUUAAUUGGCAUUGUAAGUCGCACUUUUAAUUGAUAGGAUAUCAUUCAAUAAUUGUUAUACAUUUUGAUUAAUUUAUAAUUGUUAUCACAUUAAUUCUUUUAUUAGCACAGAAUAUUACUGCCAUUUUGACAAAUAUAUUUUAAAUAAAUAGUUGACUCUCGCUCUCUUUAUCAAAGUGAAAAUCUAUUUAUGUACUGUACAUAUAAAAUAUGCUGUUUAGAAUCUA